Messenger RNA from Parasteatoda tepidariorum (common house spider), 832 nucleotides. RefSeq names its product astacin-like metalloprotease toxin 5. Gene Ontology annotation, molecular function: metalloendopeptidase activity; zinc ion binding. The record is from RefSeq and is a predicted model, not a curated record. Lineage: Eukaryota; Metazoa; Arthropoda; Arachnida; Araneae; Theridiidae. Gene Ontology annotation, biological process: proteolysis.
UAUAAGCCUUUCGCACACCAAUAAAAUAUUAUCCUCUUAUUCCCAUCUUUACUUUACAAUCAUGAAUGUUGCUCUGUUCUUCAUCGGCCUUUUUACCGUUACUUUAGCUGAAGAUAUUCAGCUAAGCCCGGAUCAGGAGGAAGAAGCUAGAUUUGCACUUCAGAAUCCUGACCUAUACGAUGGUGACAUGGCUGGUAUUGACGGAGCCUUUGACGUUGAGAGAAAUGCGAUCGCUGGUGAUAGAUAUAGGUGGCCAAAUGCACAAGUUCCUUACAUCAUUGAUGCUUCCUUAAGUGAUAAGGCAGAUUUAAUUAAGAGAGGAAUGAAUGAUUACCAUAAGAACACUUGCGUCAAAUUUGUUCCCAGAACAACUGAAGCCAACUAUGUAAAGAUAUUCAAGGGCCAAGGGUGUUAUUCUUAUGUGGGAAAAAUCAACGGCCAACAAGCAUUGUCUCUUGGUAACGGAUGCCACUACGUAGGCACAGUCGUUCACGAGUUGGGACAUGCCCUUGGAUUCUUCCACGAGCAGAGCAGAUCAGACAGAGAUGAGCAUUUGAUCAUCUACCUUGAAAAUGUGUCAAAAAGCAUGCAGUCUAACUUCCAAAAGCUUAGACCUCAGCAGAACAUUUUGUACAAUACUUUUGAUCACAAUUCCAUUAUGAUCUACGGCAACAAGGCUUUCUCCAUGAACGGUAAAGACACGAUGGUAGCCAGAAAUGGACAGAAAUUGACAGAACCGUACAGCAAGCAAGGAAUGACUAAGAAUGAUAUCGAAAGAGUUAAUAAAAUGUACAAAUGUUAAAUUAGAUUAAUAAAUGAUAAAGGGGAAUAA